GCACCCACCUGUGCCCAGCAGUGCACCCACCUGUGCCACUCUGCAGUGCCACCUACAUGUGCCCAGCAGUGCCACCCACCUGUGCCCACCCACCUGUGCCCACCAGUGCCACCCACCUGUGCCCACCCACCAGUGCUGCCCACCAAUGCCACCCACCAGUGCAGCCCAGCAGUGCUGCCAGUCAGUGCCACCAGUCAGUGCCCAGGGGUUGUAUCAGUCAGUGCCGCCAGUCAGUGCCCAGCAGUGAUGAUGCCAGUCAGUGCCGUCUAUCAGUACCCAUCAUCAGUGUCACCUAUCAGUGCCGCCUAUCAGUGCUGCCUAUCCGUGACACCUCAUUAGUACUGCCUAUCAGUGCCCUUUAG
Molecule: messenger RNA, 362 nt
Organism: Staurois parvus
Lineage: Eukaryota; Metazoa; Chordata; Amphibia; Anura; Ranidae
Source: the annotation of a GenBank genome assembly